UAAGAGGCACAUGGGCUCGUUGGUCCACUUUGAGCUCAGCAAUGGGUGGACUUGAGGUCAUUUUGCAUGCAUUUGUAGGUCAUCUGUUGCUGGUUCAUGUCUCAGAAGCUGUCUUUUUCCAAAACAGCCUUCCUCUUCUGUAUGAAAUGAGCGAUGAUUUCGUCUGGUUCAAUACCAUCUUCAACCCCUGGAGAGCACGAACACCUGAAUUUGGCAUAUUCGCUAAGCUCUCUUCUGUCAUGAAGGUUCCCGCUGUGCAGGUUUACUGCGAUGAACGUGAACUCACGCUACUUGUGGACAAGAGAACGGGUGAUGCCACCUUCAGCCGAGAGGACAUCCGGUUGGGUGAUGGCUGCUACAGCAACAGUGAGCUACCAAGCCAACUGAUGUUCACAUAUGGAACUGAUCAGUGUGGAACAAGUCAUAAAGUGGAGAAGGGCCUGGAUGUGUUCUCCAAUUCUCUCCAUUUCAGUCCCGGCAAAGUCUUCAACAUGAGGCUCACGCCUUCUGCUGUGCAUGUCUCCUGCAUUCCAAAUAGGUCAAAAGAACCGAACUUGCCUGAUCAAACACUUGCUGAUAAAAGCAGACAAUUGAGCAUACAAGCAAUGGAUGCCUCGUGGACCAGUGCAGCAGAGUCGAAGAUCUAUAUGCGAGGCCAAAUCAUCAAUGUUCAGGUGUCUGCACAAAUCGGUCCUCAUCAGCAACUCUUUAUCCAGUCCUGCUUUGUCUCUUCAUCUCCGGAGUCUCACGCUAAACCCCGGCACGCAAUCAUAAUGAAUAAAGGAAUUGAUGCUAUUGCUCCUUGCAGGUGUGCAGCCACAUCUGGUUCUCCUUAUAUGGUCAUUACAUUUCUUGACUCUGAGUAUUCAGAAGUGAAGUUUGCGCUCAAUUCUACUGAUUUAAUUUCAGAGAUGUAUAUCCACUGUAGUGUGCUCAUCUCAGACAUUGGGAUAACAAGUGCCUCCAAAUCCUGCAACUUUGACUUGGUCAAUUCAAGAUGGGAGGAGCUAAGUGGCAAUGUGGAGGUGUGCCGUUGCUGUAGCUCAAAGUGUAAAGGCCUGUCCGUCAAGCACCAUCCUCUGGAUGCGAAGGCAGUUGUCAGCACUGGUCCGUUAUUCAUAGUGAAAAGAUCAGCGCCUUCUAUCCCAGAACCAGUCUUGGAUUCCAUGCAGUCAGAUGCUGCCGCACCAGAGGAAGAGCCUGUGAUUGACACUUCAGUUCCAAGUGAGUAUACGGAAUUCCAGUGGCCGUCUCCACCAGGCGCUGUUGCGGUUGUGAGGCGGGACCCGAUCUCCGGCCAGACGCUGGUGCUGCCUGCACGGAAGGAACAAGGCGAUACUGCAAGCGACAGCCCAUUGAACGAGCUCCAAAGUCCCAGCGUGGAGCGGCAGACGACGAGCCUUGACGAUAUCGAAGGUCAAAGUGCAAACUUGGCCCUGGGUAGGCCCCUGCGCACGGAGGUGCAAAAUAAACUGUGGCGUGACAACCAAAUUGGGAAACGCCAAGAGCGAGUCAAUGAUGCACAGCCAAUACGCCACUCUAAAAUUCAGCUGUCCAAAAAUGCUGAUGGCUCCCAAACUUUAAGUUAUGAGGAAGCAGUGGCAGCGCAAGAUGCAGAUGCUAUCGGAACCCAUGGAAUGGAUGAAGCGGCGUGUAAACGGAAGCGAGCAGGCAGAGAACUACGUUCUAUUUUUCUGCAUUUGUUGAGUUCCAGGUUGAUGGCUCAUGCGGAGUAACUGCAACUCUCCAGGUGUAUUAAAAAUAUUUGCCAUUCAA
Molecule: messenger RNA, 1776 nt
Organism: Phyllopteryx taeniolatus (common seadragon)
Lineage: Eukaryota; Metazoa; Chordata; Actinopteri; Syngnathiformes; Syngnathidae
Gene: zpcx
Product: zona pellucida protein C
Exons: 9
Coding region: 42-1736 (564 amino acids)
Biological process (GO): egg coat formation; binding of sperm to zona pellucida; positive regulation of acrosome reaction
Cellular component (GO): extracellular matrix
Molecular function (GO): acrosin binding
Source: RefSeq, a predicted model, not a curated record